UGACAGUUUUUAAAAAGAGAAACACUACUGUAGGUUGUUUCAAUGGAAUCAUUUUGAUGGAAUUGGGUGGAAUUUGAUUGAUGGAAAAUAUAAACAAGAGAGACUGAAGAAGAAAUCGGUGAGCCCAGAGGGAGCUGUAUAACGCCCUGUGUCGGGACCUCACUGAGGGAUCUGUGACAGCAUAUAUGUGUAGUGUUAUCCUCCUGUCUGUGGCCUGCUAUCUCUCUAUAGGUGUACUGGUGUUUCAUUCAUAACACACAAGCACAGCCCAAUAAACCUCAGUCGUAUACCCAGAGCUGGUGUGGGACUGUCGGAGCCACAGGAAGCACAAGGACAGCCCAAAACUAAAUAUUUACUUUUCUGUGUUUAAGAAAAAAUCAUUCUGAAUGUAGGGGAUAUUUCUUCUGGAUGAUACACAUUUAUAUUGAACUGGAGUUACUCUGUGUUAUAAUGGAAUUCAGGUGUCGUCUGCUACAGCUGGGAUAUAUAGACCGAAGUGUGCUUAGAAAAAAUGUUUGUGGUAAUUCUGGGGGAAUUUAGAAAAGUUUGGUGGUUGCCAAACAAGUGAAACAAAGACAAUGAAGAAAGGUGUAAGAAUUUGCCCGGAUUAUAAAUCUCGACUGGAGGAGUACCGAGAGGAUCUCUGGAAUCUGGGUCGGGCAGACAUGGAAUGUUCCAUGGAGGAUACUGGGGAGGGAGAAGAACCCCACCUCCGUAAACAUGUGAGGAGGGACAGGGGUGGGGCCAGAGGUGCCCCCGACCCCAGCGAUACGUCAGAUCCCACCUUUAUCCGCCUGUCUAUGCACUGGGAUGAGUUCUUCGGUUCGUCCCUGGACCUUGCGCCCUCGCUCCUCUCCAUCUACGACAGUAUUGCCCUAGCCAGUAAAACAUCACAAGAUGUUGGGGACAAAUCACAUGACCAAGCAACAUCUCCUUCGACCAAUCAAAAUAAGCUAUCAGAUAGUCAUUCCUCCAAUCAGGUUGUUCCACCAUUAAUCAAAUUGGACUGUGGUGAUACAAUAUGUGAUGUAAAUGGUUCCCAUGGUGACGUUGCCAGACAUAACAAUGAUCUUAACGACAGCAAAAAACGCCCACUCAGUAUUAGUUCUAUGUCUUCUUCAUCCUCGUCUUCACUUCCACGUCACACACGAAAACGACCCAACUUAUGCGAGUUUGACCCAGUGGCGUUAGGACGUGGUGACAUGGAAAAGCUUGAUCAAUUGAUGUAUAUAGACGACGAUGUACCAAAUGGAGCGGCUGAGGACGAUAUGUUGGUGGAUACAGACAGCGAAAGCUCAAAAAGAUAUGAUAAUUCUUCAGCUAUUUUUCACUCAUCUGCUAGCGUUAAGUCGUCAGCUAGCGUUCAAUCAUCAGUUAGUGCUCAGUCGUCGACUAGUGCUCUGUCGUCUGCUAGCACUGUGUCAUCUGCUAGCGCUCAGUCUAAUACUAGUCACUCUUCAGAAACCAAUGAUCACGAAAAUCACAAAAGGGGUUUAGGGGCCAAAGAAAAAGAAUCUGUAGGUUCAACUACAGGUCAUACUGACAGUUUCCAUAACAACCAAAUCAAAGAUAACACCAAUGCUUCAAGUCCACUUCAUGGAGUGCUGAAUACUUCAAACAGCACAAGUGUGACAUCUCCUGCCUCACCAGUGACUCCAGGAGUGGGUGCUUCCCCUGGGGUGGGGAUAAGCCCUGGGGUCACUCCACGAUCCUCUAACUCUUUUGUACGCCGAGACAGCACAAGUCCCUCUAAAUAUGUGACGUAUGUCCAGAGGGUGGUGGCAGAGAUUGUGGAGACAGAACGGAUUUAUGUUCGAUACCUCAAGGAGAUCAUUUAUGGGUACUUGGAAUUUCUGAAGAAUUCAACCCAGACAAAGGUGUCAGAAAAAGAGAGGAGCUGCCUGUUUGGGAACAUUCUGGAGAUUUACGAGUUCAGCAGGGGUUUUCUAGGGGAAUUGGAACUUUGUGAGGAUAACCCGCUGAAGGUCGCAGACUGCUUCGUCAGACACAAUGAGGGAUUUGCAAUCUAUGCACACUACUGCACAAACUAUCCAAGCGCGGUGGAGGUGCUGACCCGAGUCAUGUUGGACCCUGAACUGUGUGAGCUGGUCAAGAAGCAGCAGCAGAGACUCGGCCACAAUUUACCCCUCGGCUCCUACCUCCUGAAACCUGUCCAAAGAGUCCUAAAGUACCAUCUUCUACUCCACAAUAUCCUGAAGAACUAUGACAAGAAAGACCCGGGCCACAAGGUACUGACUACUGCUCUGGAUCAUAUGACAGGCAUGGCUCAACACAUCAAUGAGAUGAAACGUAAACACGAACACGCUGUCCGAGUUCAGGAGAUCCAAUCUCAACUAGAGGAGUAUGAAGGCGAAGACUUAACAAGGAUCGGAGAACUUGUCCUGGAGGGAAGUUUCCGCAUGCAUGGAGCCAAGACGUCUCGUCAUGUGUUCCUGUUUGAGAAGGGGAUUCUCAUCGCCAAGAAGAGAGAAGACAGUAUGCUCAGUAGUAAGGGCGUCAUUUUGUGUUCCAACUUGAUGCUGGUGGAGAGUCUACCAAAGGAGCCCCUGAGUUUCCAGAUAAUUCCUUUUGACAACCCCCGGGGCCAACAUACACUGCAGGCGAGGAAUCUAGACCAGAAACACAAGUGGUGUCAGGAAAUCAAACGGCAUAUCAUCGAGAGUUACAAAGACAAGAUUCCGGAGAAAGCUAAAGGUCUUGUGAUGCAGCUGGGCAAGAGCAGGGAGGAAGAGUCAGUGUCUCCAGCCGACCAUGGUGCUAAGAAGACCCAUCACCACAAUGCUCCAGAGUACCUGGAGAGACGACACAGAAUGAGGCGCAAAUCAGGCACUAUCAUCUCAGAGCUUCUGAAACCACACUAUAGGAAAGACAACAGAAGGGCUGAGUCGGUGAGUCCAAGAGUGUCCCCAAAUGUCCAAAGGAAGUAUUCGCUCCUUACUACAUCUGAAAUGAGCCUUACACCCAAUGCAAAGGGUCAAGAUGAGGCUGGCUAUAGCUCAUCAGGGGAUAUAAACAGUUCAAUAUCACGUGAUACCACAGCCAGUGAUCUAUCAACACUGACCAGUGAUGGUGACCUAAGUCUCCCUGGAGAUGACCCAUCAGACGGAAAUGCACUUGGUCGCAAUCGAAGCUUUAAAUCUGCCAUGAGAGGCUGCCCACUGCUGUCUACUUCAAUAGACAUGGAGGAGGACGUUUGUGAGAAGGAAAUUAGCAAGACAAAGGAAGAUACUGUCACAAAAAGAUCAAGGAGUUUCCGAAUAGCAACUCGUAUGAAACCAUUAAGAUCAGUGGAUUUUAGUGAUGAACGCCUUUCUGUUUCUGGUCCUAACACCCCAAUCAAGGACAAGGUUAUGAAUGAGUUUGGGACAACAAUGAAAGAAGAGCCAGGGUCUCGGAUCAACAUCAACAGUAGGCCAUGUCUAAAAAGUUACCAUUCAGACACUUACUCCAGCAUGCCUGUUCUCAGUGAGGGAACUGGUGGCUUGGAGGGACACCAUAGUUCUGGUAAACACGGUUCGGAUUUUAAGAGAUCUAGUACACACAGUUCGGACAUGGAGGGAUUCACCACACCUCGUUCUAGCGUAGAGAGAUCAUUAGCGUACACUUCAGAUAGCUUCAGUGCUCUUUUACCUCAACCGAAGAGAGUGAUUGAUAUCAAACGAUAUUUCACUGUGAACCGUGAGCAAAAUGCCCGUACCAAAGAAGGCUCGAACGAGUCUUUAAGCAAUUUAAGAAGAGAUGGAAAGUCAGUUUCUGCGUUCAAUGACACAUUUUUGAAAAAGGCCACACAUGAUUUAUUAAAUAACUCAGCUCAAUCUGGAACAAAGUCGGUUUUUCUGACUCGACCUUUGCCCUUGGCAGCGACCCUUACAUCUGAUCAGAGAAUGUGUUCAUCCAGCUGUUCAAAUGUGGGAAUAGUUGGAAAUCGUGGUUCAAGUUUCAAGGAUGAAAAUCCUUGGGUUCAGUCUAAUACAGAUGUUAGUCUCUUGGACAAUAAGCCACUGCGUCAGCGUGCCCAUUCGACCGAUGGAGAGUUGGACAGUCUGGAUUGGAUGGUGUAUGCAAAUAGAAAUGAUCUUCCGGUGACUGGAUUUUCUACUGACGAUAUACCCAAGUUGUGUAAAGGUAAUUCGUCACAUGAGAGACUAGACAAUAGCAGUACAGAGGAUGUGUUCAGUGGUUGUAGUAAUAUUUAUAGCAACCGUUACAACAAUCAGCAAUACCAGUCCUCCUGUCACUGUGAUCUUAUCAGUGCAGACAAGAAAUCUCAAGAGCCAGACCUUUCCUCAGAAGCCGUAGAUCAGAACAGAGACUUAGGUAAAUAUGGUCAUCUUCAGCAUUUCUCUCCAUACGAUCGAGACGGAGACGAUUACAAUACGCUAGGUAAACUACCACAAAUCCACAAACAUCGACCUCUAAAAAGGUCAAACUCCACACCUAGUGCCCGAGUUGGUGUCGCAAAAAACGAAAACUUGAAGGGAGCUAGAUCCUCGUCAUUCGACAUGGAUCAGGUGAUAUUUGAUCACGAGAAAAUUGUGGCAGAAAUGGAGGAAUAUUUGAAGAAAUCUGACUCCACUUUAUCUCUCGAGGCACAAAAGUUCCCAACAAAUAUCAACCAGAUGUCACCAGACAAUGAAGUAACCAACCAUCUCUCACACCGAGAUUCUUGUGCAUCCAAUAUAUCGUCUUCUUCUUAUGAAAGUCAAGAAAGUGACGAAAAUAUUCAUAAUGAUAGUAUUGUAGACACUUUGAAAAACAAAAUUCACGAUUUCGCCAGCAAAAUUACACACAGACGUUCAGGGUCGUAUGAUAAUAAACUGUGUGAAACCUAUGAUCAGGAUAACGAUCUGGCCUCUGAGAAACACAGUCCUCUGUCGGUCAACUCCUGGUUCACAUCCUCCAGAUCACAGGAGCCAGAUCUUGCGUCUGUGUUACAGUCAGGAGAGCUGGGCGGUGCUGUGAUCGGUCAGCGUAUGGCCGAGUGCGACAUCCCACAGAAUCCAGAUUACAACUUUUCUGAACCAACUCUUUCGUUGAAACAGAGCUCGAGCAAGGAAAAGUUGCAGCCAGACUGCAGUUUUAAUGAUGAUAAUUUUCUUGAUGCUGACAAAAUGACUUCUGAAAUGUCCAAGGAUAACGCUACAAUCUUAAACCUACAAAAUCUCAACAUUCAACAGUGUGAUUCAGCAUUUUCUAUUGGUGACAGUUGUAACACUGAGAAUUCUCCUCGCAGUGCUGAGGAAGGCACAAAACUGAGACGGAACUCGGAUUCUGAUUCUUCUGGUGAUAGUUUCUAUGAACGCCGACUAUCAAUAGCUUUCGAUGAAGGCGACGCGUUUCGAGAUUCUGCUGUGUACUGUGAAAUGGACGUAGACCCUGUGGACCACGCCGACAAGCAGUCAACUGUCUCAUCAAUGUCUCCUCUCUCACUUGUCUCGAAACCCAUGGCUGAGCUUCCAAUCAAAGCGUAUGUGCAGAGGUUAGAGGAAAAAGUUCAGCCAAAGCUAGAAGUGAAUUCGAUUUUAGAGGCGAAUACGCAACAGCCUCUUAGCAUUUCGGUAGGGAAUAAAGCUGCUGCUGGGAUAGGGAAAGCCCCUCGGGAGCCAGGGGUCGUAGUCAGACAGAGAAUGGAGAGCUUGCAACAGGAUGUGAUAUACCGCAGUUCCAGACCCUCCAGUGAAGAGCGCGAUGUUCGUGUCUACAGCAAAUCAACCGGUGAUGAACGAGAGCUAUCUCCCUUUGCCGGGAGAUUUAGAUUGAAGCGGGCAUCUACUCCCUGUCGAGGGGAGGACGACUACUUCCUUAGAGAAAGUUCGGACCCCGCUCAUGUGUUCAGGAGUCGCUCAAGCACGCCAGGUAGCGGCGUUCUCAAACCCUCCCGGUCCUUAGGCCGUCUGGACCAGUUAAGCUCAGAUCCCGAGAACCUAGUCAUCAUGAAAGGCUGGGUCCGCCAACUCAUACAAAAGUUUCAAUCCACAAAGUCUUGACCAAUUCUUUUCAACAUUUUCAUAUCUAACCAGUGAAAAUAUACAUGACCAGUAGUCCUGACCAAUCAAUCACCUUUUAUUGCUCCAGAUAAUAGUUGUUAUACAUAAUUUACUUGUGACAUGCAAGUAAGUCCAGUUAUCAGGUCCUAAUUUUAGAACCUAGUUAAUGUCGUUUAUAUCUACUGUAUAUUGACCUAUACGUACCACCGUAGUUCUAUAUUUUUCACUCCAAUAAGUGCCAUGAAAUAUUUUAUAAAUGUACAAAGUAACUUUAUAUUUUUGCUGCUACUUCUUCAUGAAACCAUAAAUACCUUAGCUUGUGUGUCAAAUAUAAAAGAUUCAUUUGCACAUCCAGUGCCCAAAAGAUGUCUAUGCAAGUAUCUGUUACCACACAGAAGCCAGUUUAUAAACGUGUAAGGUUUACUUUAGUGUGCUCGUCUGUGAUACACCUUUUGUCAUGGUCUAUUCAAAUAUCUAAGUAUUUGUAGAUCUUUUGGAAACAGAUUGAGUUGAAAUGCUGUGAUAAAGUUACGAACAUAAGCUAUUUUAUCCUGUUAAUUUACAUGUACGUCACACACGGAUCUGAGAGAACUUGAAGACCUUCUUGGGGAUACAAGUUAAUCUGCAAAGUCAAAAAUGUAAUGAGAUUUAAUAGGAUAUUAGUGGAGGCAGGCAUUGCUGUCUGUAUAUCCACAUCAAUAUACCAUAAACUUCACUGUGGUAAACAUGUGUGAUGUUCAUGUAGAUGUGUCAUCGUAUUUCCACUAAAAAUCUUUCUCAGAAUUAAAUACUGUACGUGAUGAAAUAACGUGGAGACUAUUUAAGACAUCAAUUGUUCUCUAAGUAAGAUAAUGUUUUGUAAGAUUUAAAUGGCAAUGUUGUUGUAACAGAAAUGUUGUUGUAACAGAAAUUUAUGGUUUUUGUGUCGAUACUUUUUUACUAAAAUUGUUGAUAGCAUUGCAGAUUGUCAGUUCCUUAUUUAUUAUUUUUCGUUAAAAUUUCACAUGAACAAUUUUACCCAAUAUACAUUUUAGUGAUAUAGGUUUGCUGUCACAAAAUCCUCCAAUAAAUGUAAACAAUUAAAUGAAAAUAUAUGACAUUUGAACUUAAACAUGAUUUCCUGAUUGUCAUUUAAAACUGAUAAAAAAUUUACCAGAGUACCAUUAAAAUUCUUUUCAAUA
Molecule: messenger RNA, 7189 nt
Organism: Mizuhopecten yessoensis (Yesso scallop)
Lineage: Eukaryota; Metazoa; Mollusca; Bivalvia; Pectinida; Pectinidae
Exons: 13
Coding region: 579-6008 (1809 amino acids)
Molecular function (GO): guanyl-nucleotide exchange factor activity
Source: RefSeq, a predicted model, not a curated record